Molecule: messenger RNA, 1793 nt
Organism: Sesamum indicum (sesame)
Lineage: Eukaryota; Viridiplantae; Streptophyta; Magnoliopsida; Lamiales; Pedaliaceae
Product: protein DETOXIFICATION 1-like
Biological process (GO): xenobiotic detoxification by transmembrane export across the plasma membrane
Cellular component (GO): membrane
Molecular function (GO): antiporter activity; xenobiotic transmembrane transporter activity
Source: RefSeq, a predicted model, not a curated record
AAAAGAACGUAAUUGAGUUCUUUAAAUUGAAGCCUUUCGUAGCCAUUAAUAGGCUCAAUUGGUUAUAUAAUCUACACAAUCUUGAUAUAUUACUAGCCCACUUUGUUCAGCGAAUUUCCAGAUAAAGUUUCUCGUCAACCUGUUUUAUAAGUAAAAACGCUGCAGCCCAGCGCAGUCGAUGAUAUUCAACCACAAUUAAGAUAAGCUUGCUAUUUUCUGUAGAGUGGUAGAAAACGAUGCAAGAAGAUCCCGGGAGGGAGUUGACGGACAGAGAAGCAGCCACAUGGAACACAAAAUUGCCUGAUUUGGUGCAAGAGCUGAAGAAGGUGAGUUACAUCGCAGCACCGAUGAUAACUGUCUCAGUUUUGCAGUAUCUGCUGCAAGUUGUAUCAGUAAUUAUGGUGGGACACCUCGGUCAGCUCACCCUGUCGAGUGUUGCCAUUGCUACUUCUUUAACUAACAUCACCGGCUUCAGUCUUCUUUCGGGGCUGGCUGGCGGCCUGGAAACGCUUUGCGGGCAGGCUUAUGGAGCGAAGCAAUACUACAAGCUCGGAAUCUAUACAUACAGCGCAAUAUUUUCACUAGCUCUGGUUUGCAUCCCUGUGUGUGUUCUGUGGCUGUUCAUGGAGAAACUGCUUGUGUUGAUGAGACAAGACCUUUCGGUCGCGCUUGAAGCACAAAAGUACUCUUUGUGGCUCAUUCCUGCACUAUUUGCAAUUUCAAAGCCUCUAGUACGAUACUUGCAGACUCAGAGCUUGAUUUUGCCUAUGCUCGUAAGCUCGUUUGUUGUGCUAUGUUGCCACGUUCUGACGAGUUGGGCUCUCAUAUAUAUGUCGCACAUGGGAAGCAAGGGUGCAGCAAUAGCUACCUGUAUAUCAAAUUGGAUAUAUGUGAUUGUGCUGGCGUUAUAUAUCAAAUUCUCUUCAUCUUGCAAACAUACAAGAUUGGCAUUCUCCGUUGAUGCUUUUCGUGCUAUGCGGCGGUUCUUCCGCUUGGCGCUUCCAUCUGCAGUCAUGGUUUGCCUGAAAUGGUGGUCGCUCGAGGUACUUGUUCUGCUCUCUGGUCUUUUACCAAAUCCAGAACUUGAAACAUCAGUGCUAUCAAUAUGCCUAACAAUUUCCACACUGCACUUUACUAUUUCAUACGGGCUCGGAGCUGCAGCAAGCACUCGGGUAUCAAACGAACUUGGCGCUGGAAACCCACACAAGGCCCGGACAGCAGUUUUGGCCGUCAUGUUUCUUUCAAUCACAGAACUUAUCAGCACAAGCAUAGUCCUGUUCUCCUGUCGUCACAUUUUGGGCCGGGCUUAUAGCAACGAGAAGCAAGUCGUGAAUUACGUCGCUGUAAUGACUCCUCUUAUAUGCGCCUCCACGGUCACAGACAGCCUACAAGCAGCUAUCUCCGGAAUUGCAAGAGGGAGUGGGUGGCAACAUAUUGGUGCUUAUGUGAACUUAGGGGCAUUUUACCUAGUGGGAAUUCCAGUGGCUGUACUGCUUGGCUUCGUUGUUCACUUAAAAGCAAAGGGAUUUUGGAUUGGAAUAGUGAUUGGUUCCAUCUUGCAAUCAGCCAUUCUAUCAGUCAUAACAGGCUUCACAGAUUGGCAAAAGCAGGCUAUUAAAGCGAGGGAAAGGAUAUCUGGGGGCGGAUCAUCAGAAGCAAAUGAUUAAAGAAAAACAAUUUAAAAAAACUUGAAGGUAGGAUAUGGUCUAAGAGUAGGCCCUCCAUUUUUCUCUUUUUCUUUUCUCGACCUGUAAAAAUAAUUUGAUGUUGAUUGUAGUGUGCUUUUUUCAGUC